Messenger RNA from Hyaena hyaena (striped hyena), 1068 nucleotides. Its product is annotated as 40S ribosomal protein SA-like. Gene Ontology annotation, molecular function: structural constituent of ribosome. Gene Ontology annotation, cellular component: 90S preribosome; ribosome; cytosolic small ribosomal subunit. The record is from RefSeq and is a predicted model, not a curated record. Gene Ontology annotation, biological process: cytoplasmic translation; ribosomal small subunit assembly. The transcript is spliced from 4 exons. Lineage: Eukaryota; Metazoa; Chordata; Mammalia; Carnivora; Hyaenidae.
AUGAUGCUUUUGGAAAACUCCGCUCCUCCGGGUCUUCGGAGCGGUCGAGAAGAGGUGGAGGGCCAGCCAAUGGGAGAGGGGGGCGGGGCCCGAACCUGUGGAAGGGGCGGGGUUGCCGCUGAGAUUUGGGAAGAGGCUUUUCUAAGCUGGAGGUUUUUAAAAUUUUGUGUCCUGGGAAAUUUCCCAAUAUUUAGAGACCUUGAUGUCCUGCAAAUGAAGGAGGAGGAUAUCCUCAAAUUCCUUGUAGCAGGAAGCUACUUAGCUGGCACCAACCUUGACUUCCAAGUGGAACAAUACAUCUACAAAAGGAAAAGUGAUGGUUUCUGUAUCAUAAAUCUGAAGAGAACCUGGGAGAAACUUCUGCUGGCAGCUCAUGCCAUUGUUGCCAUGGAAAACCUGGCUCAUGUCAGCAUCAUAUCACCCAGGGAGACUGGCCAGCAAGCUGUGCUGAAGUUUGCUACUGCUACCAGAGCCACUUGGACUGCUGGCAAUUUCACCCCUGGAAACUUCACUAACCAAAUCCAGGCAGCCUUCCGGGAGCUGAGACUUCUGGUGGUUACUAAUCCCAGGGCUGACCACCAGUCUCUUAUGGAGGCAUCUUAUGUUAACCUGCCUACCAUUGUUCUGUGUAACACAGACUGUCCUCUGCAUUAUGUGGACAUCGCCAUCCCUUGCAACAAGGGACCUCACUCAGUGGGUCUGAUGUGGUGGAUGCAGGUCCAGGAAGUUCUGCGCAAGUGUGGCACCAUUUCCUGUGAACACUCAUGAGAGGUCAUGCCUGAUCUCUACUUCUUUUUUUUGUUAACUGAUCUCUACUUCUAUAGAGAUUCUGAAGAUAUUGAAAGGAAAGAGCAGGCGGCUUUUGAGAAGACUGGGACCAAGGAAGAAUUUCAGGGUGAAUGGAUUGUUCCAGCUCCUGAGUUCAUCGCUACUCAACCUGAAGUCACAGACCGGUCUGAAGGUUUGCAAGUGCCUUCUGUGCCUAUUAGCAGUUCCCUGCUGAAGACUAGAGCAACCACUGACUGGUCUUACACUUCUCUUCCACGAAGGCAAACAAAAUGGAAAUAA